Messenger RNA from Quercus lobata, 813 nucleotides. RefSeq names its product early light-induced protein, chloroplastic-like. The transcript has 3 exons. NCBI's taxonomy places the organism in Eukaryota, Viridiplantae, Streptophyta, Magnoliopsida, Fagales, Fagaceae. The record is from RefSeq and is a predicted model, not a curated record. The coding region runs from base 11 to 658 and encodes 215 amino acids.
CCAAACAUAAAUGCCACAACCACUUCAUUAUCUACUACCUAGUACCUUCUUGAUCACUCAUAGCCUAUUAGUGAGUUCCAUAUACAAAAGCUCUUUGGUAAUAAUGGCAGCCUCAUCUGCAAUGCAAUCCAUCUUGGCAAGCCCUUUGACCCGUGUAGUUUCAAACAGGUCUACUAGGGUGAACCAGUUUCUAAUUAUUCCCACUAAUUAUGUGUCACCUGUGCCAAGAAAUGCUAGCAUGCGAGUGCGUUGCAAUGCAAAGAAAGAGCAACCAGAGUCUGUGACAACUUCAACACCUCGAUCAACACCCAAGGUCAGCACAAACUUCUUAGACUUGUUUGCAUUCAGUGGGCCUGCACCAGAGAGGAUCAACGGCAGGCUAGCAAUGAUAGGCUUUGUUGCUGCAAUGGUAGUGGAGUUAUCCAGUGGUGAGGAUGUGUUUGCCCAGAUAUCAAAUGGUGGAAUCCCAUGGUUCUUAGGAACUAGCAUUGUGCUAUCUCUUGCAUCUUUGAUUCCUUUGUUUAAGGGAAUCAGUGUGGAGUCCAAGUCGGAGGGGGUGAUGACCUCAGAUGCUGAGAUGUGGAAUGGGAGGUUUGCCAUGUUGGGUUUGGUUGCUCUAGCCCUCACCGAGUAUGUCAAGGGUGGAACCCUUAUUUAGGUCUAUGAUGUACUAACUUAGGCCAAUUUGUGUAAAAGAAUAUUUAAUUUCCAUGUAAUUUGGAAAGCAAAUUAUGUAAUCUAUUUUUCAGUAAAUUAGAUUUCAAUUUUAUAAAGGAAUAAAAACUUAUAUGCAAAUGAGUUUAUCAAAACUAA